GGUUAGUGGAACACGGGCGCAACUGGGCGGCCAUCGCCAAGAUGGUGGGCACAAAGAGCGAAGCCCAGUGCAAAAACUUCUACUUUAACUACAAACGGAGGCACAACCUGGACAGCCUCCUUCAGCAGUACAAGCAGAAGUCUUCUCGAAGGCCGCGCGAGGAACGGGACGUUUCGCAGUGUGAGAGCGUGGCGUCCACCGUCUCUGCGCAGGAAGAUGAGGACAUCGAGGUCUCCAACGAGGAAGAGAACCCGGAAGACAGCGAAGGUGCCGAAAACAGCUCCGAUACGGAAAGCGCCCCGUCUCCUUCUCCGACAGAGCCGUCCAAACCUUUGGAAGACGCCCCUCCGGACAGCAUCUCUUCCCAAGUGACCGCUGAGGCGGCGGCUGAGCAGGACUCUGCCGUAAAACCGGCCCCCGGUGCCUCCCCUCCCUCGCCAACCCCGGGCCCGAAGCCGGCCGAGAGCGAAGGGGCUGAGCUGCGGGUGAAAGAAGAAGCCAAAUCCGAAGUGGAGGAGCUGAUGGAGACGGAGGGCAGGGCCUCCCUGGUGGACACCAAGCCCGUCCUCAACCUGGCCGCUGCUGGCACCAAACUGGAGCCCGUAGAGAUGGACACCAAGCCGCCCUUAGACAUUCAGGUCAAGGUGGAGAACGAGGUCAAAGAGAGGGAUGAGGACGGGCCGAAGGAGAAGCUGGAGCCAGAGGGAGGGGAUUUCGGCUCGAGCCUCCCGGCCAGCAUCCACCGGAUGGAACCCAGCUCCGACAACGACUCCAGCGCCACUUGCAGUGCCGAUGAAGAGGUGGACGGGGAGCCCGAGAGGCAGAG
Molecule: messenger RNA, 826 nt
Organism: Notechis scutatus (mainland tiger snake)
Lineage: Eukaryota; Metazoa; Chordata; Lepidosauria; Squamata; Elapidae
Source: RefSeq, a predicted model, not a curated record